GAUAAAAUAAUAUAACAGCUUAAUCCUUUCUUUCUUUUUCUUCUUCAUCUUCUUCCUCUUCUCUCUAGACUUUGAGUGCCUGCCACAUCUUCCACAUCGUCCCACUCAGCCGCCGGUUUUAUUAACGGCCAGUGUAGGGCAUUAUUGUCAUUUGAUACGUCCGGAAAAGUGAAAACAACAACUGAGAGCAACUGGCCAGCGGUGUUUUCUACGGUCGUAAUCUUUACACUAAAAACUCAUUCAAUUCACCCAUCCAUAUACAGCUUCCCAUUAGCAAAAUAAGCAUUAAAAUAAAGACAAUCAUUUCAAUUUGCUUGCUACUCCUCACCAAUUCUUUCUUUUCUUUCAUUCUACUCAAUUCUGUUUCCCUUUUUGUUCGUUUUUACUUCAUUUUUUUGCUAUCUGCUUGACGAUUCAUUACCCAUUUGAGAAAAGUUGCAAUGGAAACUGGGUCGAGCUCAGAUUCUGUGGGCAAGUCUGUGGCAAAGAGAGAAGCAGCUAGGUCUAACACGAAAUCAGGUUCUGUGCUGCCAAAUAUCAAGCCAUUUGUGUCCAGAACUGAUCAUAAUCCAAGAGAGCUGAGAUCUUGGGCUAAGAAAACCGGUUUUGUUUCUACUUUCUCUAGUGAAACCAGUACAAGCAACAGUGAGAAGUUUGAUAGCAGCACUGGUUUUGACUUGGACAGGGGUCAUAACCAUCACAAGAACGGUGCGUUGUCCCCAAAAAUCGAGAUCGACGCGUUUCUGGGUCCGACCAGGCCUGCCAGAGGUUCAGAAAUUGAACCAGCUUCGGGUUCAGCAUCUAGGUCAGAUAAUGAGUUCAGGAAUGGAAAUGAUAGGAACUUGGGAUUGAGGGAUGAGAACAAAAGGAGGAGAAUAGGAGAUGAAUCUGUUCUGGGAGUUGGGGAUGAGGAAGGGAAAUUUGGAUUAAAUGGAAGUGGAAAUGAAACUGGAGGUGGCAAUGGGAAUGGGAAGGGCACCAGAAAUGGGAGAGUAAAUGGUACCGGAAAUGAAAUCCCAGAAAAUAAUCCAGCUACGGAGCCUAAGAAAGAAGAAGAAAAUGGUGGAACUGAUAUUGGAAUUGAGGUGUAUCCUGGUGGGGAUGAUCCUGAUAGUGAAGGGUGGCAAAAACAGAGUGGAAUGAGAUUUGGGUUGAGAGAUAAUCCUGGUUUUGUGCCACUUAUGUAUUAUGGCCUGCAACACUAUUUAUCUUUGGCUGGCUCACUGAUUUUCAUCCCCUUGAUCAUCAUACCAGCCAUGGGAGGAACAGAUAGGGACACUGCUACAGUGAUUUCUACAAUGUUGCUGGUCUCUGGCAUUACAACAAUAUUACACUCCUAUUUUGGUACCCGACUUCCAUUAGUUCAAGGGAGUUCAUUUGUGUAUCUGGCACCGGCAUUAGUUAUCAUGAAUGCACAGGAGUUCCGGAAUCUCUCGGAACAUAAAUUCAGACACAUAAUGAGGGAGCUCCAGGGGGCUAUAAUUGUUGGAUCAAUAUUUCAAAGCAUCUUGGGAUUCACUGGUUUAAUGUCCCUUCUUCUAAGAUUGAUUAAUCCACUAGUGGUUGCACCAACUGUUACUGCAAUAGGUUUAGCAUUUUUUAGCUAUGGUUUUCCACAAGCUGGUAGUUGUGUGGAAGUUAGCAUUCCUCUGAUACUAUUGGUUCUUAUAUUCUCCCUGUAUCUUCGAGGAUUAUCCAUCUUUGGACAUCGCUUAUUCCGAAUUUAUGCAGUCCCCCUGAGUGUCAUGAUUACAUGGACAUAUGCAUUCUUUCUGACGGCUGGUGGAGCAUAUGCUUACAAAGGAUGCAGUCCUGACAUACCAAGUUCAAAUAUUUUACUUGAUGCAUGUAGAAGGCAUGCAUAUACAAUGCAGCAUUGCAGGACUGAUGUUUCUAAUGCAUGGAGAACUUCUGCAUGGGUCAGAAUUCCCUACCCUUUACAAUGGGGUGUCCCGAUCUUCCAUCUGAGGACUUCCUUGAUCAUGAUAAUUGUGUCCCUGGUUGCAUCGGUGGAUUCGGUUGGAACUUAUCACUCUACAUCCUUAUUAGUUAACACAAAGCCUCCAACUCCAGGAAUUGUUAGCAGAGGAAUUGCAUUGGAGGGCUUCUGCAGUUUAUUGGCUGGACUGUGGGGUUCAGGUACCGGUUCAACGACCUUAACAGAAAAUGUGCAUACCAUCAACAUAACAAAGGUGGCUAAUCAGAGGGCUUUGGCUCUUGGGGCAGUUUUCUUGAUCCUUUCCUCAUUUGUAGGAAAAGUGGGUGCUAUUCUUGCUUCUAUACCACUGGCAUUAGCUGCUUCCAUACUUUGCUUCAUGUGGGGCCUUAUCAUGGCACUGGGUCUCUCAACUUUACAGUACAGUCAAACAUCAAGUUUUAGAAACAUCGCAAUAGUUGGUGUUUCAUUGUUCCUUGGUAUGUCAAUUCCCGCCUAUUUUCAGCAGUAUCAGCCUCAAGUCACCUUGAUAUUACCAAGUUAUUUUGUUCCUUAUGCGGCAGCAUCAAGUGGACCAGUCAACACCAGCAGUAAACAAUUUGAUUUUGCGAUAAAUGCUCUUAUGUCCAUGAACAUGGUGGUGACUCUCUUGAUAGCAUUUGUACUUGAUAACACGGUCCCUGGUACCCGACAAGAAAGAGGAGUGUAUAUAUGGUCACAUCCUGAAGACUUGGCUAGUGAUCCAUCAUUACUUGCAGAUUAUUCCCUCCCUAGAAAAGUUUCCCGGUUCUUUUGUUGGUCAAGGUGUUGCCGCACAUAGCAUGUAGUUUUUCUGGCAUUUACUUCGUUGCUUGACCUCUUGGAGAUCGCACUCUGUUCUUAAGAGUAGUUGUGAAGUUCCAGUGUUGAAUUUCUACAGAGAUUGGAGGUAAUGCAGCUCAUACUAUUAGUAAUAUAUUCAUUUUACUGGAAAAAAAAUCAAGAAAUUUCAUACAUCACUAAACUAAAUGAUAUUGUAUCUUGUCAAAGAGAAGUACAUGGUUGAAUUCAUAUUAUAUCAAUAGUUAAGACAUUCUUUGAGAAUAAGGUAUUUCUGGCUUUGUGAAUCCUCUGUUAUAUUUUG
Manihot esculenta (cassava) is the source of this 3059-nucleotide messenger RNA. RefSeq names its product nucleobase-ascorbate transporter 11. Bases 441 to 2756 code for a protein of 771 amino acids. The record is from RefSeq and is a predicted model, not a curated record. Gene Ontology annotation, cellular component: plasma membrane. Gene Ontology annotation, biological process: transmembrane transport. Lineage: Eukaryota; Viridiplantae; Streptophyta; Magnoliopsida; Malpighiales; Euphorbiaceae. The transcript has 10 exons. Gene Ontology annotation, molecular function: transmembrane transporter activity.